GGGUGCUUUUAAGUUACUCAAACUUUGUCUGUUCUUGCUAGCCCCAGCCCCUAGCUACCAUUUCCCCCCAGCCCACCUUCCCCUCACUCCACCCCCAAGUUGUAAAGGGCUGGAAGGCAUGGGAGUCCACGCAGGGAGAAAGGAGAUGCCCCCUGGAGAUCUAGAGUAAGUGAUAGCCCGGGGAAGAGAUGCAACUGCCUGGGAUUGUCCUGGAAACACACCAGCAGCUGCAGGAGCAGGCAGGGGGAAACCAACCAACUGAUGAUCUGCACUAAGUCUGAAGAAGUGCUCGGCAGCCUGUGGUAGUGGGGUUACACAGCUCUUCCUGGGGACAGCUUCUAAGGAAAAGGAAAGAUGAACACAGAAGAAGCUGGGAAUGAGACCUCUCCAACUCUAAGUAUUCUUGAAUUCAUAGCUACUGCAACUAACUUGGUCCCACUGAGCUCUGGGCCCCCAGUGGAGAAGUCAGACCCUCUGCCUAUCAUCAUUGUACUCAUCUGCAUCUUCCUUCUCCUGGCCACCUGUCUUAUCUUCGUUACUCUUUGCAAACCAGCAGCACUGGACCAGUCCCGCUAUGGACCACAUGAGUGCAUGCCCUACCACCCAGAGGAUGCCAGCGAACCGCAGCUGAGGCUCUGGAAGCGGCUGGGCUCCCUGAGGCGUUCCAUAAACAGCUUCCGACGGAGCCAGCCUGUCUCCCAGAAUCAUCGGACCUGUCCAAGAAGGCCACCAGCUGCCCAGGACUGGGACUUCAUGGAGUCCACUAAAAUGUGAUGCUGCUGUUCCUCUACAAUUCUGCUUCAGAAACCAGUGCACCUCCCAGUAUCUCAGAUCAUUUACUACUAUCAAUAAGAUCUCAAAUCAUCCAAAAACACUUGGAAGACUAGAAAGGAAGCAGCCUUUGGAUUCUCAUAACUGACAGCAUAGGAGCAUGACAUUUUGUAACACUUGGAUGGAUCCAAACAGGGCUAACGGGGACUUUUCCUGGGGUCCUUUAACCUGGUACUAGACACCAGCAGUGACAUAUGACCAGCAGUACUGGCUUAGGGAAGUGUUUGACUGACGCAUCACUAAUUCUUAAAUUUCUGCUUGGAAAGUGUCCCCUGCUGUUAACAUGUCUUUGUUUAUCCAAGUUUUGGUAGUUUGAAGUCUUUAUUCCAUCCCUUUUAUAAUAAAGCAUGUUCAUGCUGAUGUUAAAAUA
Alligator mississippiensis (American alligator) is the source of this 1201-nucleotide messenger RNA. It is a transcript of the gene C6H10orf105, whose product is annotated as chromosome 6 C10orf105 homolog. The transcript is spliced from 2 exons. Bases 355 to 774 code for a protein of 139 amino acids. The record is from RefSeq and is a predicted model, not a curated record. Lineage: Eukaryota; Metazoa; Chordata; Crocodylia; Alligatoridae.